AUGCUAAGGGCAUUCGGCUGUUGCCGUCUGCUGAGGUUCUUCGGCGACAUGGGGACAGCGGCGGUUUUGACACAUCUCGGGGGCGUUCUCCUCCUGCUGCUGCCUACGGUGGACGCCGGACAAUGCGCCUUUACGCAGGAGUGCUUUCAGUUCGGGCUCGACACAGACUGCACCCCCAUCCCAGCGGAAGGUGACACGGCCGUAUCGUUUCCCAUGGAUAGCUCUCACGGCUUCGGCGUUUUUCACGACAAAGUCUGGGACGGGUCUGUUGAAAACCCAUCGACUGGCCUAUGCGACGAAGGAAGGCCAGAUUCAGACGGCAGGUGCAUCGUGGACUUCGUCGCUCCAAAGGGCCUGAAAGACGUGGCGCCCAUCGUCUGCCCACAAUACAAAGAUAGCGGAUGCUGCAGCUGGCAACAGAACUACGCCCUCUACCAGAACCUGGGUUUGCUCGUGGAGAGCUUCGGGUCUACGACAGGCUGCCUGGCCUGUGCCGUUAACUUGGUCAACUUUUGGUGCGCUUUGGUUUGCUCACCGGACCAAGGGGCCUUCGCCUCCAUGCAUGACCCACCGUUCGAUCAGAGGAGGGACGACCUGACGGGAGGAUCUUCGCGAGUCCUGCAGCUUGACGUCAACGUAGACGGAGACAUGGCUUGCCGGAUAUACGAGUCGUGCAAGAGCAUCGCUGUUGUCGGAGAGACGACGGCUAUGCAAUCGGGACUGGGCUUGCUGAAGUUUCAGCUGCAAACGGGCGCAGUGGGGCACGGGGAAUUCUUCUUCCCUUCUUUUGAAACGAACGCGAGCGCAGAGUCCCCGUGUGGAAACAAGCGCUUACCCGUGAGCGGAGGUCUUGAUGUGCGUGCUACGGAAAGGAAAGACGACCCACAAGCCGCAGCAUCUGCGCCGACUGCUUCCUCUGAGUCUUCUUCUAUGUCCUUCGACACGCUCGCGUGCGACUCGUUCUUCGAUCCGGGGAGCUCGACGAUUCCUUUCGCAUACCCACCCAAGAGGGAAGACAUCAUUUCUUGCACGUGCGACUACUGUGUGCAAGCAUGCUCGGGAGGAGGCUCGAUCGACGUGGACGUGAGCGACAAGAACCCAAUACCCGUACUAGACGGCUUCGGCGUGGGCUUGGUCGGCGGGGUGUAUGCCGCAGUUGUGGCCUGUAGCUUGGCUCUGUUUUGGUGGCGGCGAAACCAGAAGAAGAAGCCCACGAAGCCGGCAGCGGCAGGCUGGGCGACGAUCCAACACCGAUGA
Molecule: messenger RNA, 1257 nt
Organism: Ectocarpus siliculosus
Lineage: Eukaryota; Phaeophyceae; Ectocarpales; Ectocarpaceae
Source: the annotation of a GenBank genome assembly